Python bivittatus (Burmese python) is the source of this 2686-nucleotide messenger RNA. Lineage: Eukaryota; Metazoa; Chordata; Lepidosauria; Squamata; Pythonidae. The record is from RefSeq and is a predicted model, not a curated record.
AUUAAAUGGAAAUCUGUUUUCUUUUAGGGUAGACUUUUUUAUACCUGGAGUUCCUGUAGUUGGUGGAUUCUCAAUAUGUUCAAGUCCUGGUAUGUUGGAAGAAGAGGGAAUAUUGGAACUUGCAGUAAAACAUACAACACACCCACCUGCUCACUGGAUUCAUAAUCAGUGCACUCUUAAUUCAGAAGUGGCUUUGCGAGUGGGAGGCAACUUCUUUUAUGAUCCUCAGCCUGAAGACAUUCCAGCAAACAUAGUGCUCAUAGCAGGUGGAGUAGGCAUUAAUCCUUUAUUUUCUAUACUGCUUCACAUCGCAGACCUUCACAGAGCUCAAGGAGAUGGUUACAAAAUAGGAACAACCAAACUCUUCUAUUGUGCAAAAAAUGCACAUGAACUUCUGUUCAGGAAGCAGAUUCUUGGUUUGACAAAUGCAUUUCCUGGAAAGAUCACAUGCAGUUUCCAUGUUACCAAGCAGAAUUCACCAAUUUGUGAGAAACUUCAGCCUUACAUCAAGGGAAGACUAUCUGGGAGUGACUUAGAAAAAUGUAUCUCCAAGAAUACUUUGUGGUACAUUUGUGGACCACCUCCAAUGAUAGAAUCCAUCUCCAUGCUGCUUGAAAACCUUGGGGUUGUUCAGGGGAACAUUUUCUUUGAAAAGUGGUGGUAGCACAUCCAGCAGCUCUCCAAGCAAAAUAAAGAUGAAGACAUCAUGCAUGCGUGUAUGCUGAUGAACACUGGAAGUUUACACAAAGUAAACAUUUUUCCAUUUGUGCAAAUAAAAUAAUUCAUUAUAAAAUUAUAUAAUUUAUUUUCAACAUAGCCAAUUUAGAAAAACAAAUAGCAAACAUUAUGACAAAUUUGUAUAUGUGCUGAGUCACAAUUUCUAAUAAUAAAAUAUUUUCUUAAACAUUUUGUUAACUUGAGUACAUAAUACAUAACUAUACAACUAAAUAUUAUGUGAAUAAUAUUUCACUGCACAGGGAUAAGUAAAGGGAUGACUUGACAUCUAAGCCACAGUUUCAUAUGGGAAGGGCAAACUUAACAUACAAGGAUGGUGUUCAUCUACCCAUUUCUAGUCCAUCUUUGUAUCUUGUAUUGAAGGCUUUUUGAAAAGCAAAAGGUGUUGCUUUGAAGUUUCUUGAAUUUGAGGGAAGAGAAUUGGUACAAGGUAAUUAGCAAGCAAAGUUCUGGAUGUACAUUUCAGCCAUUAGAUUGGAUCUGAAAUAAAUUAUGCUUAGGAUAGAACCACUGACAUCAAUGAGGUGAGAUGAGCAGGUCAUGAAUAAAUGAAGUGCUAUUGAUUUCCAGUGGUUUACUCAAAGCAUGAUGAAGUCUGGAUCCAGCUUAUUUCCAUAAUGUUACUACUUCUGUCAUUUCUCAAAGCUAUGGGACUUCAUUGGAAAUAACAUCAUUACAGUGUUGCCUAUUUCUGAGUUAGCAGCAGCAUGCUGGACACAGGAGUCAACCUUGGGGUUACUGCACUUGUAUUCUGCUGCAUCAAGCUUCCAAAAUGCAUCAUCAUAAAUAUAUGAAGGUCCUGUACUUAGACUAAAAUAGUUCUAAAUGGUUUUACUUGGAAGAAAAUCCUAUUGAUUUCAAUGGAAUUGACUUUGAAAUAUGUAGAACUGAGUGUUUGGCUUCUUCCCCCAACUUUCCAUAAACCACUGGGCAUGACUAGUGUAUUUUGAGGCAUUUAGUUCAACAGGAAGGCUGGUCAUUUAAGGACUGCUCUGCUACUCUAUUAGUGGAAAUUAGGAACUGAUUAUGUAAGAGCUCUUAUGCUUACCAGAAGGUGCUAAAUAAUACUGUGGUUAGGUGGUAUAAGGUUUAAACUUAAGCUUAAUUAUGCUGCUUUCCCUCAGCCUGGAAUGCUACAUGUGGAGUUACUUUCCCAUGUUACAGGAGUUACGAGGAAUUUAAGGGAAGCCAAGUACAGAAGAAGAAAAAAUUGUCAGUGGGAUAAGAAUUCUGUUUCGUCCAAUGUGCUGCUAAGUAUUUUCUCUUAUGGAUUGUGUCUCACAAAAUUUGAUAGUGAGUAGCUUAUGUUGUUUUGAAAGGGGGCUAGACAAGGAAUUGAUUGUGUCUAUCUUCCAUACAUUGCGAUGCUUGUAGGGAACAUCCCCUGAAGAGUGCGCUGAUGCUCCCUGCAAAAGAGCAUCACUAUGGUCUCUCUGGGAAACAGGAUAUUUGGAGACUUGUCUGAUUCAGAUGGACACUUAGGUUUAUAUAAUCUGUGAUAACCAUUGAAAAUGUAUGUGGAACUGGUCUCAGCUAAAUCUUGGGAACAAUUUUAUGUAUUUGCUUGCUUGCAAGGUUUAUAGGUUGCUUUAAUCAACUGACUCUAAGUGAUAUGUAACUCCCCAAAUCCAUAACUUGGGUUAAAAACAAAUAGGACAUGAAGGUUAAAACUAAAACCAAACAUUGUAAAACAACCACAUAGAAGCCACGAAUCAACAUUCAUGUCACAAAAACUGAUUCAUUGUAAAGAUGCUCGCAGCAAUCCUGUCUCAUUUAUUUGAAAGACUUCAGUCCUGCUCAGGUGAUUGCUGAAAUGCACGAGGGCUUUCACAUGAUGCCCUCGUUGCUUGGUGGCCCUGCCUAAUAAAGAAAGACACAUACUGGAUUCUCUCAGAUUGUGUUACGCAUGUGUGUAUGCAUAUGUCUUUAAUAUACAAAAAUAAAAAAGCUC